Molecule: messenger RNA, 1608 nt
Organism: Aspergillus terreus NIH2624
Lineage: Eukaryota; Fungi; Ascomycota; Eurotiomycetes; Eurotiales; Aspergillaceae
Exons: 1
Coding region: 1-1608 (535 amino acids)
Biological process (GO): 3-(3-hydroxy)phenylpropionate catabolic process
Molecular function (GO): 3-(3-hydroxyphenyl)propionate hydroxylase activity; FAD binding
Source: RefSeq, a predicted model, not a curated record
AUGGAUUGCGAUGUGGUGGUAGUUGGGGCAGGGCCAGUCGGCUUGACUUUGGCCCUCAUCCUGCAUCAGCUUGGUCACAAAGUACAAGUCCUUGAGCGGCAUGUGGAACAUUUCAAACAGCCACGGGCAGUUGGAAUCUACCACCAGGCCCUUCGUCUUUACAAAGAUUUGAGACUUUUCGACGAGAUGGUCAAAGAAAAGGCUUUUCAGGACGUCUCGGAUUUUCUGUCCGACACAGCAGAACUAGUAGACGAGAACGGACAGGUCCUGGCUGCUUUUCCCUUUACCUCUGCGACCUCCCGCUCUGGGACCGCAAGCUCGCUUGCUUUGCAUCAGCCUACAUACGAACGUGUUCUGGAGCAGGCUUGUCGGGACCGAGGCGUACCCGUCCGGAGAGGCAUAGAGGUCAUAACUGUCGAGGAUCUUGGUGAUAGCGUCAAGGUCCUAUUUGGGAACGCUGUGAAAGGAAAGACGGUGUCGGAACUAUCAGGGACCGUGCAGGCCAAAUUCGUUGCCGGCUGUGAUGGUGCUAACAGCAUCGUUCGACGAUCGGCCGGUGUCACCUUCAUACCUUUAGAAGGCGCGAACUCCAGGUGGCUCGUUGUCGACAUUAUCCCCAAGAAUCCCGAAGCACCUUUCAAGUGGACAGAUGUUCGCCAAGCUAGGCAGUACCUCGAUUACCGGCGUCCUAGAACAUCCGUGCCUUCACCCCUCAACAGGCGUCGGUGGGAAUUCAUGGUUCUUCCAGAGGAGUCCCCGGAAGCGGUGGUGGACGACGCAUUUAUAUGGACGCUAUUGGGUGGCUACUACGGCUGCACACCUAGCUCUGCAGAAAUUGAGAGGAAAACAGUCUAUCCUCUGAAGGGCGGAUGGGUGGACACCUUUGUCAAGGGCCGGAUCGCUUUGGCUGGUGAUGCAUCCCACCUCGCACCUCAGUUUCUAGGUCAGGGCCUGAAUUCGGGGUUGCGGGACGCAAAAAGCCUCUCCUGGAGACUCGACUUCGCUCUGAAGUACCCAGAUGAAAACUGGGCAAAGCUGCUACAAGAUUAUUCUACAGAACAGUUGGGUGUAACCAAAGUGUUCGUUACCGCGGCUAUCGAGACAGAGAAAUUAUACACCAUCACCGAUCCCGCUGAAGCGAGAGCCCGCAACGAAGCCGUGAAGGCUGGCCGCAUCCCCCCGCCUCCAAAUUUGGAGAUUUUGGAAUCAUCGGGAAUGUUCUUCAAGCCCGAGGGACUGGAUCCGGUCCCUGGAGAAGACGGUCCAGGGAGUCUCUUUAUGAAUGCUCCUGUCUCGAAAGAUGACAAGCAAGAUCUGUUUGACCAGGUCGUUGGGACUGGCUGGGUGUUGAUCGGUGUAAACCAUGACCCUCUUGCUGCUUUGAGCAUGCAGACCGUUGCUGACUACAAGCAAUAUCUGCGGGGUCUAGCCGCUCAUUUUGGCCCCGGUGGACUCACCGAUCUAUCUGGAAGUUACCAGAAGUGGUUCUCAAAACAUGAAGCUGCGGCUGUACUUGUUAGGCCCGACUAUUACCUAUUUGGGAUUGUGAAGGAGAGAGCUAACAUCGAUACAAUGAUCAAAGCCGCUAUUGAUCAUAUUCGGACAUAG